This is a messenger RNA of Striga asiatica, 642 nucleotides long. The record is from the annotation of a GenBank genome assembly. NCBI's taxonomy places the organism in Eukaryota, Viridiplantae, Streptophyta, Magnoliopsida, Lamiales, Orobanchaceae.
AUGUUCAUCCUCUUGCUCUCCCACUCCAGUCCCACGCACCCGCCCACCACGCACACUCGCAAUCGCUCUCGCUCUCUCGCAGGUCGCAGCUCCACUCCACUCCACGCCGGCAGCUCCUGCGUGCGACCGGCGGCUCCACCGCUCCACCAAGAUGGUUGGUUCCGCUUCCGCGGCUGCGCUGGCGCUGUCAAGCCCGCAGGCCGCAACGGGAGAAGGCGAGCAGAACUCCACCUCGAGGCCGGCGGUCAAGUCACCGACGCCGCCGCUGCAGAUCCAGACCGGGAACGCUGUGUCCUCACCGGAAAUGCCAAUUUCGUCUCGCGUGGGGCUUUUGAACUCAAAUUGGACGCCGCCGCUGCCGUCGCUGCAAAAGGUAAAGCAGUGGUUGGACAGGGCCGCCGUCCACUGCAGGCACGCAUAAACAGCAAACGAAGCCGUCUCGCCAUUGAAGGAGCACCUGCACCGAAGACUCCUCCUUCCUCCAUCCUUCAGAAGUUUAAAUCAAUGGGAAACUCCUACUUUGACAUGGCCCUGCUGUCUGCUGAGAUGACCUCCAACUCCAAGCCUUCCACAACACUCCAGAUUAGCACUUCUGGAGGAGUUGUGUAUUUUGAGCUACUAAAUUUGAUGGAUGGUAGUUGA